GAAGACUUAUAGGAGGACGAGGAAGUCCGCGGAAAGGCGAGAUUUGGUCAGGCCGAGGGCGACCGCGGGUUGCCCAAUGCGGAAAAAGCCUCGGCUCAUUCGGUGGCGGUCUGGAUGCCUGAAUGCCUGGGCCGAGUGCGCGGUCAUCUCACCUCAGCGGAUGCGACGAAUCAGUAUGUUUUUGUGGGGUAAACUGGCAGUAUUCGGUGGCUAUUGCACUCUACUGUGUCUGUCUAUACAUCGGGAGAAACAGUGCCGAAUCAUCCCAGUCCUGUCGCUCAGGCACGUCGCUCAGGCAUCCGCAGCACCCGAAAUCGGCAUCGUGCAGCGCCGGCGUCGAGCUCAUUGGCCGGCGAUUAUCAGAUAACGAUCAGUCCAGGAUGCUGCAGUCUUCAGUUGUUCCUCGGUAAUUCUAUCUUCUAGAGAGGUCCUACGCAGUGUAUCGUGUCCGAUGUGCUUUUUGCUACUCUGCAUUCUCUGGGUGACUGA
Messenger RNA from Aspergillus steynii IBT 23096, 489 nucleotides. RefSeq lists its product as uncharacterized. Lineage: Eukaryota; Fungi; Ascomycota; Eurotiomycetes; Eurotiales; Aspergillaceae. The transcript has a single exon. The coding region runs from base 77 to 367 and encodes 96 amino acids. The record is from RefSeq and is a predicted model, not a curated record.